Batrachochytrium dendrobatidis JAM81 is the source of this 1122-nucleotide messenger RNA. RefSeq lists its product as uncharacterized. Bases 1 to 1122 code for a protein of 373 amino acids. The transcript is spliced from 8 exons. The record is from RefSeq and is a predicted model, not a curated record. NCBI's taxonomy places the organism in Eukaryota, Fungi, Chytridiomycota, Chytridiomycetes, Rhizophydiales.
AUGUCCAAGUCGUCCGAACAUACAUUCUUUCCUCCUCCAUCAUCAUCUUUGACAACUCCCAUUUUAAAUCCUGCAUCAGAAACUAUUUCCACUUCAUCAUUUUCUACUCCUCGCAGGCUAUUGAUGUCAAGAUCUCUCUCUCCACAAAACAAAAAUGAAUUUUCCGGUCAAUUGAGCUUAUCCAAUACUAUUGAGCUUGACCAGAAUCAAAAAUCAUUGAAACCUAAACCCAACUCACUAGAAUCAGUACAACACAACUCAGCUCCAAAGAUUGGACAUGCUGAAACUAACAUGGACAUGCUCAGACUACAACUCGAGGCCUAUGAUCGUAUUCAACGCAUACAAGAUCGUGUUUUAUCUGGUCAGGAUGUUUAUUCAGCCACGUCAAGUCAAUCUAAAUCAACGUGUUUGCUAGAAAAUUGGCGUAAAAAAGUAUGGGAAUUGAUGGUGCAACGUAACUGGGCUGAGCUGGAGCACCUUCGAUGUAAAGAUAUAGCAGAGUCAAAGUUGAAAGAAUCUACAUUGAGGCAACAGGAAAUGCAUCGAAUAAAUAUGAAUCUGAAAUCUGAAUUGCUCGAGUUGCAGCAAAACUAUAAUGCUUCCAUUCUGGAAAAUAAUACAGUUCAAAAUCACAAAAGAAAUGCAGCUCAACAACUGGAACGUUCACACUUGAAAUUGCACGAAUUCGACACUGUAACGGAAAAAAUCAAUUUGCUUUCCAAACUAUUCAACGAUCGUUUAAAUAUAAUGAAUCAGCAACUUGCAUACAUGAUCGACAGAUUGCAAAUGAUUCGAGUGAUCCAGGACGCAGAGAAAAAGGAUAAACAUGCACAACAGCGACAGUUGAAGCUGUUACAAACUGAGCUGCAUAAUCUACGUACAGAUCGACGGAUAUUAUUGGAACGAUUGUCAUUGGCCGAAAUGCCAAUGCCGACAUUGGACUGCAGUGUUCAAACAGACCAAGCUUGGAGUCCUGUACUGCAAAAUAAACCUGAAUUGAAUGCAUCUGCAGGCGAUUCAGCUCUGGCCAUCUCGGCAUUGAAAGGCGAUACACCGCAACCAAUUUUAGAUUUAGAUGUUGAUACCAGUAUUUUUAAAUUUGUGAUGGAUUAUACAUUUUGA